Molecule: messenger RNA, 3482 nt
Organism: Oreochromis niloticus (Nile tilapia)
Lineage: Eukaryota; Metazoa; Chordata; Actinopteri; Cichliformes; Cichlidae
Gene: rhbdf1a
Product: rhomboid 5 homolog 1a (Drosophila)
Exons: 19
Coding region: 484-3168 (894 amino acids)
Biological process (GO): regulation of protein secretion; regulation of epidermal growth factor receptor signaling pathway
Cellular component (GO): endoplasmic reticulum membrane
Molecular function (GO): serine-type endopeptidase activity
Source: RefSeq, a predicted model, not a curated record
UCGCCUUCUCUACAGACCGUCUUCAGCCCAGGGCGGGGCUGAUUCUCUACCAAACUGAAUUGCUACAACCGCCAGGAGGAAACUUACCCCGGGUCGCUCCAUGGAGCAGUGUGGGAAUGCUCUGUCUGUAGGUGGGGAGCAGAGAACCGGACGGCAGCCUCAUUUCGACUUAAUCAUCCUGGACUGCAUCAGCUGCUCUUGGAAUCGAGAGUGACCGGAUUGAAUACUACAGCACCGGGAUUGGCUUAAAAAAAACAAAACAAAACAAAAAAACAGAAAGAAAAAACAGAAAAACCAUCUGCGGGGUGGGAAAAUAAGCGCGUUAAUCGCCGCACCGCUGUCAGGAUGAUGUGACAAAUCAUUUAUCUGCUGCCCGUGGAAAAAUCAGUGGAAUCGGAUUUUUUUUCUUCUUCUUCUUCCACUGCUGGAAAUCAACUGAGCCGGUUGUUAUAAGGCUGGCAGGCCUGGGGUGGGACAGAGAACAUGGCUGAACCACAGCGGGAAAGCACCAGCAGCCUGCAGAGGAAGAAGCCUCCCUGGCUCAGGCUGGACAUUCCCACGACUCAGAUGUCACUAGACGAGCCUCCCACAUUUGUUCAGCCGGUGAAGAGACAGGGUUUUCUGCGCAGUAUCAGCAUGCCAGUCGAGCCCUCUCACCUCCAGUCCCCACCCCGCGAUGUCUUUGACACCCGGCGGCCUGUCUUGCAACGCCAGUCGUCCAUCACUCAGACCAUUAAGAGCAGCAGGAGGGUUCACUUUGAGCGGAUUAACACAGUGCCCGUUAAGGGGCAGCGGGCUGCACGGCGCAGCACCAGGAAACACCACUCUCUCUCCAGAACUCUGCUCAGGGGAACGGCGGACUGGUUUGGAGUCAGCAAGGAUGGAGAUGCCACUCAGAGAUGGCAGAGGAAGAGUUUGCGCCACUGCAGCCUGCGCUAUGGAAAGCUGAAACCACAGGUGAUCCGAGAGAUGGACCUGCCCAGCCAGGACAACAUCUCCUUGACCAGCACGGAGACUCCACCUCCUCUCUAUGUCCCCUCCUCACAACAUGGCAUGCAAAAGAUUGUGGACCCACUGGCGCGAGGAAGAGCAUUCCGCAUGGUGGAGGAGGUGGAUGGUUACAGCGUGCCCCAGACCCCCAUCACCCCUGGAGCUGCUUCGAUUUGCUCCUUCACCAGCUCCCGCUCAGGUCUUAAUCGGCUGCCUCGCCGACGUAAGAGGGAGUCUGUGGCAAAGAUGAGUUUCAGGGCUGCAGCAGCGCUGGUCAAGGGGCGCUCAUUACGGGAGAGCACUCUAAGACGAGCUCAAAGACGAAGCUUCACCCCCGCAAGCUUCAUGGAGGAAGAUGUGGUUGACUUUCCUGAUGAAUUGGACACAUCCUUCUUUGCUAGAGAUAUUUUGAUGCACGAGGAGUUGUCCACAUACGCAGACGAAGUCUUUGAGUCACCGUCUGAGGCAGCCGUGAAGGAGGCCGAGCCCAGCAGCAAGAAGGAUGAGACGGAGCUGACAGGCAGCGCCCUAGAUAAGACGGAGCUGGAAAGAAGUCAUCUCAUGCUACCUCUGGAGCGAGGGUGGCGUAAAGCCAAAGAAGGAACUCCUGGACCACCAAAGGUGCCCUUGCGGCAGGAGGUCGUGAGUGUUCACGGACAGCGGCGUGGGCAGCGUAUUGUUGUUCCUGUCAAGAAGCUUUUUGCCCGAGAGAAACGGCCUUAUGGCUUGGGCAUGGUGGGGAAGCUCACAAACCGCACCUACCGCAAGCGCAUUGACAGCUACGUCAAGAGACAAAUAGAGGAUAUGGAUGACCACAGGCCUUUUUUUACAUACUGGAUCACCUUUGUCCAUUUGCUCAUCACUAUCUUGGCUGUGUCCAUCUAUGGUUUUGCACCUCCAGGCUUCUCCCAGCAUGAGACGGUUGAUUCUGUUUUAAGAAACAAAGGUGUGUAUGAAAAUGUCAAGUUUGUACAGCAGGAGAACUUUUGGAUUGGGCCCAGUUCGGAAGCCCUGAUCCACUUGGGGGCCAAAUACUCUCCAUGCAUGCGUCAAGACCAGCAAGUGCAUGAUCUCAUCAGGGAAAAGAGGAACAUCGAAAAAAACUCUGCCUGCUGUGUGCGCAACGAUCGCUCAGGCUGCGUCCAAACCACAGAGGAGGAAUGCUCGAGUACUCUGGCUGUGUGGGUGAAAUGGCCAGGGCAUCCCAGCACUCCCAAGUUAAAUGGUAAAGACAGACGGUACGGUUCAGUGUGCCAUCAGGAUCCCAGGAUAUGUCUAGAGCCAGCCUCAGUGUCGCCUCAUGAAUGGCCUGAUGACAUCACCAAGUGGCCAGUUUGUACCAGGUACAACACAGGGAACCAUACCAACCUGCCUCAUAUAGACUGUACCAUCACAGGCCGACCCUGCUGCAUUGGAACCAAAGGGAGGUGUGAAAUUACAUCCCGGGAAUAUUGUGACUUCAUGAAGGGCUACUUUCAUGAGGAGGCUACUCUUUGCUCUCAAGUACACUGCAUGGACGAUGUGUGUGGACUGUUGCCUUUCCUCAACCCUGAGGUCCCAGAUCAGUUUUACAGGCUCUGGCUCUCACUCUUCCUGCAUGCUGGAAUCCUUCACUGCCUGGUGUCGGUGGCUUUCCAGAUGACCAUCCUGAGGGAUCUGGAGAAGCUGGCAGGCUGGUUGCGCAUCUCAAUCAUUUACAUACUCAGUGGCAUCACUGGCAACUUAGCUUCAGCCAUUUUCCUGCCCUACAGAGCAGAGGUGGGUCCAGCUGGCUCGCAGUUUGGGAUUCUGGCCUGCCUGUUUGUGGAGCUGUUUCAGUGCUGGCAGAUCCUGGCCCAGCCCUGGAGGGCCUUCACCAAGCUGCUGUGUGUGGUGCUCUUCCUCUUUGCCUUUGGGUUGCUGCCCUGGAUCGACAAUUUUGCCCACAUUUCUGGCUUCAUCUCUGGCUUCUUCCUGUCCUUCGCCUUCCUACCCUAUGUCAGCUUUGGCCGCAUGGACAUGUACCGCAAACGAUGCCAGAUUAUCAUCUUCCUGCUGGUGUUUGUUGGACUCUUUUCAGGCCUCGUGGUGCUCUUCUACGUCUACCCAAUCAAGUGUGAAUGGUGCGAGUUGCUCACCUGCAUACCCUUUACAGACAAGUUCUGUGAGAAGUAUGACCUCAAUGCUCACCUCCACUGAAGUGUGAGCACUGCAGGAAUCAUCAGGUCAAAAGACACGGACUGGCUGGGGGAUUUCCUCCCUCUUCUAUGUGGACUAUGAUAAUAUGCUUGUGUUAUUUUACUCAAUAUGAAUACCCAUACCACUCAUCAUAAGGACUUAUUUUCAUCAUCACUCCUUCACUGUCCAGUGAAACAAAGCUAAGGCACUUGUGAACCUCAUCAAAACACCUAGCUGUCCUUCUGCAGAAAUGAGAAAAGCCAGCGCUGGAACAAUGAAGAUUUUUUUUCCCUUUUUUUUGUACAUUCACCCUCCAGGCAAAAGAUUUAUUAAUA